Molecule: messenger RNA, 1893 nt
Organism: Hemisphaericaspora subhashii
Lineage: Eukaryota; Fungi; Ascomycota; Pichiomycetes; Serinales; Debaryomycetaceae
Exons: 1
Coding region: 1-1893 (630 amino acids)
Molecular function (GO): protein binding
Source: RefSeq, a predicted model, not a curated record
AUGGCCAAGAAAGAUAAGAAAUCAAAAGAAGCAAAGAAGGCACGUGCUGCCGAAAAGCAAAAGAAAGCUUCCACCAAAGCAGAAUCAAAAUCCAAAAAAAUUGCAAAGAAACUCGGAGAAGAUGAUGACGAUGAUCAAGACAUCGAUGCCAUCUUAGAACAAUAUGCCAAAGAACAAGAAGAAUUCACCGAAGUGAAAAUCGAAAUCUGCAACCGACCCCUGAGAAGAUUAAACCCAAGUAUGGUUGCAAAUCCACUUCAUGGAAAACGUGAAUUGAUAUUAUUCGGAGGUGAACAUAAUGAUGGAAGUGUAUCUCAUUUCUAUAAUGAAUUAUACACCUAUUCCACCGAUAAUCAUACUUGGAGAAAAAUCAUCUCCAAAAAUACCCCACUUCCUCGAUCUUCCCACGCCAUGUGUGCUCACCCUUCAGGGGUUAUAUUAAUGUUUGGUGGGGAAUUCUCCUCGCCAAAACAAUCAACAUUUUAUCAUUAUGGGGAUACAUGGAUCCUAGAUGCUGAAUCCAAAGAAUGGGCCAAAAUUGAUCAAAAGAAGGGUCCAUCGGCAAGAUCAGGUCAUAGAUUAGCCAUUUGGAAAAAUUUCAUUAUCAUGCAUGGGGGAUUCCGUGAUUUGGGUACCCUGAGUACAUAUUUGAAUGAUGUUUGGUUGUUUGAUGUUAGUGAUUAUAAAUGGACCCAAGUUGAAUUCCCACCCAAUCAUCCUAUUCCUGAUGCAAGAUCAGGUCAUUCAUUAUUGUCCUGUGCCGAUGGAGCGGUUGUAUAUGGGGGAUAUUGUAAAGUGAAAGCCAAGAAGGGUUUACAAAAGGGAAAAGUGUUGACUGAUUCUUGGUUAUUGAAGAUGAAACAGGAUCCUAGUGGGAUUAGGUUUGAAAGAAGGAGAAAACAGGGUUUUGUUCCAAGUCCAAGAGUUGGAUGUUCGUUGGUAUAUCAUAAAAAUAGAGGGAUUUUAUUUGGUGGGGUUUAUGAUUUUGAAGAAAGUGAAGAACAAUUAGAUUCUGAAUUUUAUAAUAGUUUAUAUUCUUACCAUAUUGAAAAUAAUAGAUGGUAUAAUUUAAGUCUUAAGAAUCCAAGAAAGAAGAAAACCGAACAAGUUAAAGAAAAGACCCGUGAUGAAGAUUUGGAAGAUAUUUUGAAUUCCAUUUUGGCAAAAGCAAAUUUGAAAGACGAAGACGAUGAUGAAGAUGAUGAUGAGCAAAUUGAUUUGAAUCAAUUGAGUUUAGAAGAUGAUGAGGCUGAUGACCGGGUUGAAUAUCCUGUUAUGAACCAACUACCACAUCCAAGAUUUAAUGCAACUACAUGUGUAGUUGAUGAUACUUUAUACAUCUACGGUGGGAUCUUUGAAAGAGGAGAAACUGAAUUCAAUUUAGAUUCAAUGUAUGCCAUUGAUUUAGGUAAAUUAGAUGGGGUUAAGGUACUUCGGGAAGAUUUAUCUGAGUUGGAUAAAGCUGAAGCCAACUCUGACGAAGAAGAAGAGGACGAAGAUGAGUAUGAAGACGAAGACGAAGAGGAAGAAACUGCUGAUACUAAGCUUGAAGUCGAAGAAGAGGAGGAGGAAGAACAAGAGGAAGAAGAGGAAGAGGCAGAAAUGGAAGAAGAAGAAUUCCCAGAUCCAAGAUCAUGGUUACCUCAUCCUAAACCAUUUGAAAAUUUACGUGCUUUUUAUGUUCGUACUGGUGCACAAUUCUUAGAAUGGGCUAUUUCAAGUAAUAAAUAUGCUAGAGGGAAAUAUUUGAAAAAGGCUGCUUUUGAUUUAUGUGAAGAAAGAUUCUGGGAAAGAAGAGAAGCUGUUUCUGUUGCUGAAGAUAAUUUGGAAGAAUUGGGUGGAGUUGGAGAAGUGAUUGAAAGAGAUUUCUCCAAGACUACAAAGAGAAGAUAG